Messenger RNA from Penicillium samsonianum, 264 nucleotides. RefSeq lists its product as uncharacterized. The record is from RefSeq and is a predicted model, not a curated record. Lineage: Eukaryota; Fungi; Ascomycota; Eurotiomycetes; Eurotiales; Aspergillaceae. Bases 1 to 264 code for a protein of 87 amino acids. The transcript has a single exon.
AUGAUUUUCAAUGACACCGACGUUGAUUCUGCCGACGUUGAUUCUGCCGACGUUGAUUCUGCCGACGUUGAUUCUGCCGACGUUGAUUCUGCCGACGUUGAUUCUGCCGACGUUGAUUCUGCCGACGUUGAUUCUGCCGACGUUGAUUUUGCCGACGUUGAUUUUGCAGAUGACAUGCUUAUGUUCUCCACAUCGCAAGAAGUCCCAGUAUUCUUCAUAUUAAGAGAGCACUUUGCCACGUCUCCUCCAGAAUUCGCCCAAUAA